AUAGGGCUCUCCUUAAAACAAAGAUUAACCCGAGAAGCAGGGACAGGAGUAUAUAAGGGCAGCCUUUUUUGGAUUGACAGAGUUAGAGAGAGAGUUAGAGUUAGUUAGUUUGUUAGUGAGUCGUUGGACGAAUUGCCGAUUGAGUUAUCGGGAAGUUACCCGAAUCGAGUAGCACGUUGGUACAUGUCCCUCCCGUGACCGUGGCUACGUCCGGUGACCUGCCAUGUCACUUCGAGCCCAAACCCAUCGUCAUAAAGUCAGAUUGGAACAUUAAGACUAUUUCUUAUUUUUAUUACUUAAGGGCAGCUAUAGUAAAAGUCUGGACUAGUGUAUUGGGGUUUGUCCCAACAUUCCGGACGGGAAAUCCCGCUGUCUUUCCUUCUCCGACAUACAUAUAUUGUAUAUAUAUAAUCUAAUCUCAAUUUGAACAAAAUUACUCUCCAUACUGCUAUCAUUGUAUCUUUUAGUGUGAUUUAUUAUGCUUUUUACGUUAUGGUUUAUAAAUUUAAUCGUUUGGUGUACAGCUCAGAAACAAAAUUUUCUUUUAAUAAUCGUCGAUGAUUUAAGAACUGCUUUAGGAUGUUAUGGUGACGCUAAAGCGUAUACGCCAAAUAUAGAUCGCUUAGCGACAGGAGCUGCCAUUUUUUCUCAAGCAUUUGCUCAGCAAGCAUUGUGUGCACCAAGUAGGAAUUCAUUUUUAACAAGCCGAAGACCAGAUACACUUCAUCUUUAUGAUUUCUAUAGCUACUGGCGAAAAGAUAUUGGCAACUUUACAACAUUGCCCCAACACCUAAAAAAUAAUGGUUAUAUUACUAAAUCAGUGGGAAAAGUUUUUCAUCCAGGAAUUAGUUCAAAUAAUUCUGAUGAUAGCCCUUAUUCAUGGUCAGAAACUCCCUUUCAUCCAUUUACAGAAAGAUAUAAAGAUGCUCCAAUGUGUCAAACGAAUAUGCAGAUGUUGCCUGCACAAAAUCUUGUAAUAUUUUUAUGUCCAGUUAAAGUUUCAUCAAUGCCAAAUAAAACAUUACCAGAUAUAGAAAUAUUGAGGGAAGCUAAAACUUUUCUAUCUAAUCAAGCAGGAAAUAGUAGUCCUUUUUUUUUAGCAGUUGGAUUUCAGAAACCACACAUACCAUUUAAAUAUCCAAAAAAAUAUUUAAAAAACCACCCCUUGCACAAAUUUGAAGUACCUAAACCUUACAAAUGGUCAAAUAAUGUUAGUAGUAUUGCUUAUAAUCCUUGGAAUGAUUUAAGAAAAAGGGAAGAUGUUGCUGCUUUGAAUCUUAAAUUUCCAUGGGAAAAAAUACCAAAAAGUUUUGCUCGGUUAAUUAUUCAAUCAUAUUAUGCAUCUGUAACAUAUAUUGAUGAUUUAAUUGGUACAUUAAUAAAUCAUUUGGAAAGGUUGUCAAUUCGAGGAGAUACUACUAUUAUAUUAAUGUCUGACCAUGGCUGGUCACUAGGAGAGCAUGCGGUAUGGGCAAAAUAUAGCAACUAUGAUGUUGCUUUAAAAGUACCAUUGAUAGUAUCAAUACCUGGGCUUACAUAUGAAAAACUAAAAGAAAAUACGAACGUAAAUAAUUCGUCAAAAGGGAAUCAGAUAUUUAUAGAUUCAAUAGUAGAAUUAGUUGAUAUUUUUCCAACAAUUGCAGAUUUAGCAAAUAUCUCAAUACCUAUUUGUUCAAAUGAAAGUAUGCAAAUUACCUGCAGCGAAGGAAUUACUUUUAUACCACUUAUAAGAGCUGCUUUAAAAGACAAGGUAAUAUUAUGGAAAAAGGCGGCAUUUGCACAAUAUCCAAGACCAAGCAUUGAACCUUCGAUACAUCCAAAUAGUGAUGAACCACGUUUAAAAGAGAUUAAAGCAAUGGGGUAUACUCUAAGGACAAAUACAUAUCGUUAUAUAGCAUGGUUAUCAUUUAAUCCUGAAACUAUGUCACCAAAUUGGAACAAUAUCAUUGCAGAGGAAUUGUAUGAUUAUAGUUAUGACAAGGGUGAAAACCAAAAUGUAGCAUUUCUUGAAGAAUAUGCCAAAUUAAAGGAAAAAUUAAAAAUUUUAUUGCAACAUGGUUGGAGAAAUAUUUUAUCAGCUAAAUCUAAUUUUUAAAUUAUAAUUAUACUUGUUUAAUUAAUUUAUUAUCACUUUACAUACAUUUGCAACUUUAAAUCAAAUAAACUUCGUAUUUUUAUACAUAAUUGCAAGCAAUAUGAAAUUUACUUAUUUGUUUAAUAUAAAUUUAUCAUUAAAUUAAUGUUAAAUAAAUUAUAUAAUUCAUUAAUACUCUAUUUAAGUAAUCUAAGUCAGUAUAAAAGUUUUAUGGUUAGUAUAAAUAUACAGUUUAUAAACACAUAUUUGUCUGUAUAUAUAUAGUGAAAAGUUUAUCAAAUAAAAAAUGCCAAUGUUCAAGUAAUAAUUUUAUGCUAAUUACUUAUAGCAACAAUAUUAUUCACUUUCAUCAAUACUGAUACUACCAUAAUACAAGUAUAACAUACUAAAAAUGUAGAUGAAAGUAUAAGCGCUUAAUAUAUUGAAGCAUUUUUACAUUAUAUAAAACAAUAUAAAACUUUACAUUGUAUAAUUUUAUUCAUUCCUCUUGAUUUUUAUUUUUGUUAUUUACUGUGGUUGAUAUUACCUGAAAUUGUAUCAAGUAAAUUUUACAUUUAAUAAAUAUUUAACUUUAA
Molecule: messenger RNA, 2670 nt
Organism: Bombus huntii
Lineage: Eukaryota; Metazoa; Arthropoda; Insecta; Hymenoptera; Apidae
Gene: Ids
Product: iduronate 2-sulfatase
Exons: 8
Coding region: 479-2095 (538 amino acids)
Molecular function (GO): iduronate-2-sulfatase activity
Source: RefSeq, a predicted model, not a curated record